AGAAACGAGGGCAAGCGGAGUUGGAGAAGGAAAGGAAACGAAGCCCAAUUCUCUUCCCCGACGCCGGGUUCCCGUCCCCGUUCAUCCCCUCAGCCAAGAAGAGCAAAGAGGGUGAUUCCCCAUCUCCGUCUUCUUCCCCUCCUUGCCCUUAAACCCUAGCCCUAGUCACCCUCGGGGACCUUUAUCCUCCCUCUUUCGAGCUCGGGAUCUCCUUCAUCGCCGCCGGACUCGCGUUCGCAAGAUUCGUAGCACCGAUUGAUCCGAUGGCCGGAUAGGAGAAGAACGGGCAUGGGACCCGAGUCUACCGGCGGGAUUCGGCACCUGGAUCGGACCGGGGGCGUCGGUGCGGCGGCGAUCGGCGGCCGGUUGGUUUGAUAGGACUCGUGGCGGGGCGAUCGGAUGGUGGCGAGUGGCUGAUCGGGCGCCGGCAGGGCGAUGGAGGAGGGUGAGAGUAGCAGGGUGGAUGGAUCUCGUGCCGGGGAGUCGGAUGGGGCCACGUCGGCUGAUUCCGGCAGCUCGUCAUCGUGGAAGCCGAGUGCAAAGGCUUUCCGUCCGUAUGUGCCGCCACCGCAGUCGUCUACCUGGGCAACGUUGGUAAAACCCGGCACGCUACGAGUCAUCGUGGGGAAACCUUUGGUGGCAAGGGUAACCAAAGACAUACUUGAAACUUUCCAAAUAUGUAACCCAAAUUUUAAGUAUUCAGAGGCACUGAACCCGAAGCGAUUCCUUACUAAUCCAUCGGUUGGUGUGCUGAAUGAUGGCCAUGAUAAUGCAAAUUCAGACCUUAUCUUACAUGUUAAUUUUGUGUUGGUCAAUAUGGAGUCAAAACAAAGGUAUAUUGUCAAAGAUAUCCUUGGCCAUGGGACUUUUGGACAAGUGGCGAAGUGCUGGGUUUCUGAAACCAAUAGUUAUGUUGCUGUCAAAAUUAUCAAAAACGAGCCUGCUUAUUAUCAGCAAGCAUUGGUUGAGGUCUCUAUGUUGCACAUGCUGAAUCAGAAGUUCGACCCGGAUGAUAAACAUCACAUUGUCCGCAUCCUUGAUUAUUUUGUCUAUCAGCGCCAUUUAUGCAUCGCAUUUGAAAUGCUUGGAUCAAAUCUAUAUGAGCUAAUUAAAAUGAACAACUAUAAAGGGUUGUCAUUGAAUAUUGUCCAAAUGUUCUCAAAACAGAUCCUGCAUGCAUUGAUUGUCAUGAAAGAUGCUGGAAUUAUACAUUGUGAUUUGAAACCAGAAAAUAUACUGAUAUCUACAAGAGUGAAACCACCAGAAAUAAAAAUUAUUGAUUUUGGAUCAGCAUGUAUGGAGGGUCGGACAAUUUACUCAUACAUUCAGAGCCGUUACUACAGGUCUCCAGAAGUUCUUCUUGGCUAUCCAUAUACCACUGCUAUUGAUAUGUGGUCUUUUGGGUGUAUUGUUGCUGAGUUGUUCUUGGGGUUGCCUUUAUUUCCUGGAGCCUCAGAAUAUGAUCUUCUUAAACGAAUGAUUGAGAUACUUGGUGGACAACCCCCUGAUGAUCUGCUUAGGGAUGCAAAAAACACAAGCAAGUUCUUUAAGCAUAUUGGAAGUAUUUAUAGGUUGGAAGAUGAUGAGGCCCACAAUGGAGUUACUAGUGCUUACCGUGUCUUAACUGAAGAGGAAUAUGAAGCAAGGGAAUCAAAAAGACCAAAAAUGGGGAAACGCUAUUUUAAUUUUGUGAAGCUUGAAGACAUUAUUGCAAAUUAUCCUUACAGAAAGAACUUACCUGAAGAAGAAAUCAGUAAAGAAAAUUUGACCCGCUUAGCAUUGGUUGAUUUCUUGAGAGGCCUCGUUGAGUUUGAUCCAGGGAAACGGUGGUCACCAUUACAGGCUUCACACCAUCCAUUUGUCACUGGUGAGCCCUUUACAUGCCCAUAUAAGCCUCUGCUGGAGACCCCACGAAUUCCUGUUAUUCAUACUGUUACAGUGGAUCACAAUCCAGGAGGGGGUCAUUGGCUAGCUGCUGGUCUCUCUCCUCAGGUUUCGAAUUCAAGCAGAUGUCUUCCGCAGCAUGGUGCUCAUUUUCAGAAGGUGCCUUUCUCUUACAGCAGUAGUUAUGGUAGCUUGGGAAGCCAUGGUAGCUAUAAUGAUAAUGUUGGUCUUGGAAGCAGCUAUGGAAGCUACGGUGAUGUGAAUAAUGUGCACACAUAUUAUUCACAAAUCGGUCCAUGCAGUGUCAACGUACAUGCACAAGUUGGGGGAUCAUUUCUUGGAGCUAGUCCAGAUGUUAGGCGUAGGCAUCAACUGUCUUAUGGAAAUGGAUUCAGUAUAAGUCCUGGAAGUUUGGGACCAAUGUCUUUGGGAGCCAGUCCGUCACAAUAUACUCCUCCAAGCUCCCAAAUGCAGAUUUCAACUGCUUCUUCUGGAAAGUAUGGUCCUACUUCUCCUGUGAGAAGUGGAGUACAUGUUCCCUCUUUGGGCAAAGCAGCUGCUGUUGGCCAUUACAACAGAAGAAGAAAUUGGGGAUAUCCAACUAUGUGUAUGCAACCAUAUGAAUGUGCAUCUCAGCAUGGACUAGGACACCAUGGUGAUGGCAUCAGUUGUAGUCACCCUGAUGCCUACUCGCGAGGACAUGGUGGUUCUCCUUGCAGUACACUUUCAACUUCCAAUCAUUCUAGUUGGAAGCAACAGACGGGUGUUGGGACUGGCUUGUCUUCAAGCCCCUCUUCAACCAAUCACCAGUCUUGUGCGGCAUCCCAUGCACAUAAUUCCAACACAGUCUCCUUACAUUCCUUGGAGGUUUCGCUUGAUAAGCCUGAAUCCAGUUCAUCAGUACCAGAUCCCGCAGAUUGGGACCCAAAUUAUAGUGAUGAAUCUCUUUUGCAAGAGGAUAAUGCAGACACCCUAGCCUUUGAAUUUAAUGGUAUCCGCGUUGGUAAUACAAUGGAUGCCAUGAGCAGAUUUAGUCACGGCCAUAAUCAGGCUCAAAAGAAUUUUAUAUCAACAAAUCAUAGAACAGAUGGAGUGUUUCAGGCAUAUUCACUUGGUGAGAGUAGCCACACUUCUAUGCAUGAUAUGCAUGCUGGCUAUGGCCAUUUGCCCCAUUUUUCACAAAACUUUCCUAGCCGCUUUGGACAGCAAUCAGUUCAUCGGUACAGUCAUAUGAACUCAACUUUUAUGCAUGGUGAAAGAAAUCAUCAAAAUAGUCAGCCAACUCAUUCAAACUACAGUAUGGCAGAUUCUCAUUCUUCUACCAAUGCUAUGCUCAGCAAUGGCAUGCCCUGGGGACGAAGGGCUGGGCAUUACAUUGGAACGACUGUACCAUCGUCCCAUGCAAGAAAGGACUAUGGAAGGAUCUCAUGAUCUGGAAAGGCUGACCGAUAGGGAUGUCAUAUUUAUUGCAGGCACUGAAAUUUGUGCUUGAAAAUUCAGUUGCCUUGUGCUGUUUCUGACAGUCCUCAUUUGGGUCUUGAUAAAACAUUGUGCUCCAAAGAUAUAAUGCUAUAGCUAUGGCAAUUUCGCAUUCUUUGUUCCAUGUGAUCUUUGAUCUUCCAACUCCCAAGCCCCAUAUGGGCUUUUCUCUCU
Messenger RNA from Phoenix dactylifera (date palm), 3537 nucleotides. NCBI's taxonomy places the organism in Eukaryota, Viridiplantae, Streptophyta, Magnoliopsida, Arecales, Arecaceae. The record is from RefSeq and is a predicted model, not a curated record.